Molecule: messenger RNA, 1219 nt
Organism: Neodiprion virginianus
Lineage: Eukaryota; Metazoa; Arthropoda; Insecta; Hymenoptera; Diprionidae
Product: putative defense protein 3
Exons: 4
Coding region: 427-945 (172 amino acids)
Molecular function (GO): oxidoreductase activity, acting on metal ions
Source: RefSeq, a predicted model, not a curated record
GAAUGUACUCCGUGCACAACACUGCAACACGUUACGUCAAGUAUAAAGUAAGGGCUGAGAGAUUAACCGAGUGAGUGAAAGUAACAAUUAGCAAAAGUGAAUUGCGAGUGGUUCGUCCAGGUUUUGCCCACCUUUGCUCCUUCCGAUUCAUAUCAACGGUGGGGAUUGUACGGCAGCAAACCUUUGACUCCGUACACGUAUUUCAUUCAUUUACGUCUGGGUGAGCGUAUUUCGUACGUUACGUAUUAAAGUAUUAAACCGCAUACGUUAUUAUAGUACGUGUAGCUGAUUGCGAGAGGAAGAAGGAGGAGAAGCCGUGAGAAAUGAAACCUGGAUAAAUAAUUUACUUUCAGUUACUUUGGAGCGGUUCGUUCGUCGGGACGUUUGUUUUAUAUACCGUAAAAUAUCGUAUCCGUGGAUCCGAAGAUGGCCUGGACGAAUAUCGAUCGGAUCGCACCUUUGACGAUCCUGUUAUCACUCCUCGUCGGGGUGAAUUUAGUUUUUUGUUUUCCCGACGGAGCCCCCGUCGACGCCUGCGUAAAACCUCGCCCCAAUCAACCCUAUCACGGCCAAGCCAGGCCACAGCCACGGGAAACGAAUCCCUACACGAUAACGGCGUCCUCCGCCGAAUACGGACCUGGUUCGCAGAUAACUGUGACCAUCGAAGGGGCAGCUUUCAAGGGAUUCUUUAUCCAGGCGAGAGACGCUCAGACCGACAAUUGGAUCGGGUCCUGGGCCCAGACUCCGAACACAAACACUCACGCCGAGUGCAGUGCGGUGACCCACGCCGAUCCUCGGGACAAACAGCAUGCGACUCUGAUAUGGAACGCGCCCCACGAUGCUCGAGGUCGCGUGUACUUUACGGGAACCGUGCUGAAGGAUUACGGAACUUUCUGGUCUGACUGGAGGCUGCCCGAAAAUCCCCCGGCUCGUUUCGGAAAGUAGAAAAUAUUACUGACCUCUGAAACUGGAGCUUACUCUUUCUUUUUGCCUUUUAAUUUUCUCGAACAUUGUCAGUGUCACGAGUCGAAGGGCCGUUAAUUAUUGGUACAAUGUCAAGGUGGGCGAAGUCGAGGUAUCACAUUUAAAACGCAAUAGAGGUUCGAUGCUGUGAAUUCGAAAAAAACCGACAGAAAAUUGAACGGCCUAAUUCGAGCUUGCGUGUCAUUCAAUUAUUUAUGUAUAUAUUAAACAAAUGAAGAGUGUGAGGCCAAUUCUC